Parastagonospora nodorum SN15 is the source of this 1305-nucleotide messenger RNA. RefSeq lists its product as hypothetical. The transcript has a single exon. The record is from RefSeq and is a predicted model, not a curated record. NCBI's taxonomy places the organism in Eukaryota, Fungi, Ascomycota, Dothideomycetes, Pleosporales, Phaeosphaeriaceae. Gene Ontology annotation, molecular function: protein binding. The coding region runs from base 1 to 1305 and encodes 434 amino acids.
AUGGUAUUCGGGGUGAUUCAGAAUGGUCCUUUGACCCCAUGCAUUGACUGGAACCUUCUCGCCACGGUUUAUGGCGGGACGCGUCGAGCUUUCUGCCACCACGUCAGAGCAGAGCAGCCUGGAACAGUAGCCUCAAAUGACCGCUUUCCACAUUUCCUGCGACUACCUUUGGAGCUACAGCGGCACAUUCUUACGUUUUGCGACUCGGCGAGUCUCUUUCAGCUCAUGCACGUAUCCGCUACCGUCCGUGACGAGGCGAAGAAGCUGUUCUGGUCCGAAUCAACAACGCGCUACCACGUCUAUGGCUACUGGCUAUUUUCUGGUGGACAUCCUGCGUAUUCAUGUCAUGACCCCGAGUCGCUGGCUUAUAUGCGGUACAUUGAAGUGGAUUUCAAUCCUUAUACACCGCCCACGUUCAGUGGGUGGGAAGGCGGUCAGCUUGGAUGGCUCUUGCAAAGUAAACGACUACCUUCUGGUUAUGUGGCCGAGCAAUUCGCUAAGUUCUGGACGACAUUAAGGAGCCGCUUUCCUUCAGUCGUCGAUGUUGUGUUGAGCACGGAAUUCGGCUCGCAUUCCUUUGGAUCACCGGCGCCCUCUGAGCUGACGAAGUUGGCCGAGGGAUGCCCUGAAGCCAUCUCCGUCUCCGUAUCGUGCCUCCUCGGUCGAAAACCGCACUCUUCACGGAUCCCAUCGAGGCACAUUUGGCACAAAACCCGCCGCAACAACAGUUCAUCUACUUGGACGCUGGUUGAUCCCGCUUGGACACGUCAAAGCAUUUUUCCACCGAUGAAGAAGUUUGCUGGUCCAGUCGGAUCGUAUAUCAGUCUUGCAUAUAAUGAACAAAAGUUCUUUCACCUAUCACUGGCGCGUCCACUUCUGAUUAUGCAAGCCACAGAGGCAUACUAUUUGCAUUUUCGGCCUGGGCCCGGUGUUUGCCCCAUCACAGGAUGUGGGCAGGAGUUUGAGGUCCCAAGUCAGUGGGUAGCGCACUUUAUCGAAGCUGACCACAAUGCUAAAGAGCUUUGCCCUCCACCUUGCGAGCCGUUUCAGGAUCUGUUCAAACUUCACGACGCAUCUUUAGCACUGCUGGAGCAAAGAAUCGACUGUACAUGGGCUCGUAUGCAAGCGGCAUGGGGCGAAGAAGGGAGUCAGCAACGCGACGAGAUGAAGCAAAACUUCUUGCAGCAGCUGGAGUAUGAUCCCCUAUAUGCAGAAGAGAAGUCACCAGAUGAGAGCUCACUUUGGCGCAUUUACCAGAAGAGCCUGAAUGAUGAUUGGGACGAAUGUUGCCCGUCCACCGACUAA